AUGGAUCUCCAACGCAUUAACGCUCUCAUCCGCGAGAUCCCAGAUUUCCCCCAGCCUGGCAUCCUCUUCAAGGAUAUCUUCCCCCUCUUCCAGGACCCCAUCGCCGUCGAGAUGGUCAUCACCCACAUUGUCAACCAUAUCAAUACAACCAUCCCCGAAAAGGUCGAUGUCGUCGUUGGACUGGACGCUCGUGGGUUCUUGUUUGGACCCUUGAUCGCUAUGAGGUUGGGUGCUGCUUUCGCCCCCGUUAGGAAGGCUGGCAAGUUGCCUGGUGGAACUAUUCAGGUCUCUUAUGUGAAGGAGUAUGGCACUGACAUUUUCGAGAUGCAGGACGACUCGAUCAAGCCUGGCCAGAACGUGAUUGUGAUCGACGAUUUGAUCGCCACCGGCGGUUCCGCAGCUGGAGCGCAGGAGUUGAUCCAGAAGCUCCAAGGAAACGUCCUCGAGUUCAUCUUCUUGAUUGAGCUCGAGUUCUUGAAUGGCAAGGAUGUCCUCAAAGCUCCCGUCUACUCCAUGAUCAAGGCGUAA
Linnemannia hyalina is the source of this 528-nucleotide messenger RNA. Lineage: Eukaryota; Fungi; Mortierellomycota; Mortierellomycetes; Mortierellales; Mortierellaceae. The record is from the annotation of a GenBank genome assembly.